AUGUCCGAGCUUUGCAGAGGCUGGAAUUAUCUCUCUAACCACACUUCUGAUGAUGAUGGCCGAAUCAUUCUUCUCUGGAAAAGUCCAGUGCAGCUCAGACUUGUUCAUGAGUCGCGCCAAUCCCUUACUUGUGAAUUAUGUCUCUCCACUGCUCCUCCUUUUCACUACACUGCAAUCUACGCAGCUAAUACCUAUCAAGAGCGGUCAGAACUAUGGGUGGAGCUUACAAAUACUUGUUCGACCCUCUCCCUAUGUUCCUCUCCUUGGAUGAUUGCUGGAGAUUUCAAUGAAAUAAUUCACCAUAAGGAGCAUUCUAACCCACUUGUCAACACUGCCCCCUCCCCGAUGACUGAAUUCAGAAACUGCCUUCACCAGCUUGGGGUCUUUGACCUUAGAUUCAGUGGGUCUCUGCACACUUGGACCAACUCCUGUCCCUCUCUUCCAAUAGCUAAAAAACUUGAUCGGAUGCUUGUUAACUCAUUGCAAAACCCUUCCCCGCAGACCUUUCAAGCAGAGAGAGACCUUCACACUAGGUGGUCGUUCCUACGGGAAAUCGAGGAAUGUUACUUCAGGCAGAAGUCGCGAAUCAAUUGGUUGGCUGAAGGGGAUCUCAACACCACAUAUUUCUUCCGGAUCUGCCAAACUAGAGCAAGCUACAACGCAAUAAGAUGCUUUAUCCUGCUCUCCGGCGAAACUAUCACUGACCCCUCUGCAAUGAGCUCCUACGCGAUCACACACUUCAGCUCCAUUCUUGGUCAACUGCCGCCAGCAAGUACCUAUAUUCUCUCGACAGAGGCCUGGUUUCACUCCCUAACAAGCUUCAGAUGCCUUCCCGGCCACGCCCAAAAGAUGAUUGCCAUCCCUACUGGAGAAGAUAUCAGAAAACUGUUCUUCAAGCUCAAUGCUAACAAGGCUCCUGGGCCUGAUGGCUUAACGUCAGGGUUCUACAAAGCUUCAUGGGAUAUUCUUGGAGAAGAAGUUACUGCUUCCAUCACUCAUUUCUUCACCAACCGUUUCUUGCCUGCUACAGCCAACUCAACCAUCCUAGCACUCAUCCCAAAGUUUCCUGGAGCGUCGAGAAUCACAGAAUUCAGACAAAUUGUGUGCCUCAACACGAUCUAUAAAGUCAUCUCCAGGCUCCUGGUGACUCGCUUGAAGCUGAUACUCGUUGAUCUUAUUGUGCCAAAUCAAACUGCCUUCGUCAAGGAUCGCCUGCUCGUGGAAAACACAACCCUAGCUGCAGAAUUAGUAAAUGGUUAUCACAAGAACAAGGGAGCAAAGUGGAUAACAGUUAAAGUGGACAUAUCUAAGGCCAUUGACACGUUAUCAUGGGAUUUUCUCCUUUGCUGGAAGCGAGGGCUUCGCCAAGGGGAUCCCAUGUCUCCUUAUCUUUUCGUCAUUGCAAUGAACCGUCUCUCCUUGAUAUGGCUCACUAUCAUCGCUACAAAGAGUUCUGCAGAUCCUAAAAGAUUUGAGCUUAGGUCGGGCCUAGCGGUUAGUAUGCAAAAAUCGUGCUUUUUCUCCUCAGGACUCUCGGUGCCAGAGGUAGAAGCUAUUCAAGUUUCUACGGGGAUGCCUUUGGGUUCCUUGCCUAUUCGCUACCUAGGAGUCCCUCUAUGUACUAAAAAGCUCACCCUACAAAAUUGUGAACCGCUAAUUCAUCAGGUUAGGAGUCGCUUUACCUCUUGGAGUGCCAAGACUCUGUCUUUUGCGGGCAGGCUUCUCCUUAUAGAGACCGUCAUAGCGGGAAUCACCACCUUUUGGUCUUCUGCUUUCAUUCUCCCAAAGUCUUGUAUAUCUAGAAUCAACUCUCUGUGCGGCUGCUUCAUUUGGAAAGGUAACCUGGAGGGUCACCAUACUGCUCGUGUCGCUUGGUCUGAAGUAACAAAAACUAAGGGAGAAGGAGGGCUGGGGAUCCGUGACUUGCAGUGUUGGAACAAGGCCGCUUGUUUAAAGUUCAUCUGGGUCGCUUGGUUUCGAUUUGAGAUAUUAAGAGAUGAUAUCAGUAACUUCUGGACAGUGAAACCAAACCAAUCAAUGUCCUGGAUGGCGAGAAAAUUGUUGAAAAUGAGGGACACAAUUUACCCUUGGAUUCAUCUUCGAGUAGGCAAUGGGAUCAACACACAGUGGGCUCUUCCUCCUUCAAGGUCCGAAAAUCAGGUCAAUGUCGCUUCCUAUUUAACUACUGUUGAUCUACAGGAUCAAGAAGAUGGGUAUGAAUGGCGGAUUGGCAACAACUCUUCGGCUUACUACAUGACCCGUCAAGUCUAUCAGGAGCUAAGGGGAGCUCAACCAAAAGUGAAUUGGAGCUCAGCUGUAUGGAUUAAAAGAGGAAUUCCGAGGCAAUGUUUUCUCACCUGGCUCUUUGUGCUCAAUAGAUGCCCAACAAGAGACAGGAUGAUCGGUUGGGGUUUGCAAACACCUCCGACUUGUCUUCUCUGUAACUUGGGAAUCGAAACUAGAGACCACUUGCUGUUCGCUUGUCCCUUCAGUUUUGGUGUCUGGAAUGCGAUCGCCGCUCGGUGCUCCAUGGUUGCGACUUCUGACUGGAGCUCCACUCUAAUUCGCAUGCAAACACCUUCCUAUCAAGAGCUUAACUUCUCAACUCUCUCUCUGGUGCUGGCAGAGAUUGGCGAGUUUGCUGUCUCCGAAUACAAUAAGCAGAGCAAAUCGGGACUCAAGUUUGUGGAGGUUGUUAGCGGCGAGUCUCAGAUAGUCGCUGGCAUUAACUAUCGGCUUAUUGUGGCGGCUAAUGAAGGUGUAGCCAUAACCGGAAAUGGUGAGAGCAAGAAGUACGAGGCGGUUGUAUGGGAGACGCCAUGGUUGAAAUCUAUGAAUCUCACGUCCUUUAAACCCGCUAUGUAA
Brassica oleracea var. oleracea is the source of this 2865-nucleotide messenger RNA. RefSeq lists its product as uncharacterized. Bases 1 to 2865 code for a protein of 954 amino acids. The record is from RefSeq and is a predicted model, not a curated record. The transcript is spliced from 6 exons. Lineage: Eukaryota; Viridiplantae; Streptophyta; Magnoliopsida; Brassicales; Brassicaceae. Gene Ontology annotation, molecular function: cysteine-type endopeptidase inhibitor activity.